AGACCGGCUCAACCGCUCACAUUGAGCCAGCGCGAGCGCUUCGCCCAGCAUGCACCGUACCCGGAUCUUGGCGCAGCAGAUCCUGGCGGCAGCCACUGCGGGACCUGCUGAGGUGGCCAAGGAGAUGGCUCCAACUGGCAAACUCCGCGUGGCCCUGAACAUGCGCAACAACCUGUUGGUUUCUGGCAAGUCGCCCAGCGGCGAGCCAGAGGGCCUGGCGCCCAGCAUGGGCAAGGCCUUUGCUGAGAAGCUGGGCGUGCCUGUGGAGUAUGUCCCGUACGAGUCUGCUGACAAGCUGGCUGACGACGCGAAGGAGGACAAGUGGGACGUUGCGAUGAUUGGAGCGGAUCCAGCGCGAGCUGAGUUCAUUGACUUCACCCCUCCCUACUGUCAGAUCGAAGCAACAUAUGCUGUUCCCACCACCUCCGGGCUGCGAACAUGUGCAGAAGUGGACAAGGCAGGUGUACGAAUCGCAGCCUGCGACGGUGCAGCCUAUGUUUUGUGGCUGGAGCGCAAUCUGAAGAACGCCUCAGUGGAGAAGAUCAAGGGCCACGAUGAGACGUAUGCGCAUUUUACGGAGAAUGCCCUGGACGCUGUGGCCGGGCUACGAGCAAAGCUGAAGAAGGAUGGCGCCAAGCGACCAGGCACUCGACUGCUGCCUGGCAAGUUCAUGGCGGUAGAGCAGGCCGCGGCCACCAAGAAAGGCCGAGAGCAGGGCUUCAAAGUGCUCUGCGAGUUCAUCGAGGAGGCCAAGAAGUCUGGGAAGGUGAAGGAGUUCAUGAAGACUUUCAAGGUGGAAAAGGACUUGAGCAUCCCCGCCUGAGCGUCGGAGCAUGCGCUCGAACACAAUUUGGCCGGUGAGGCCUUUUCGGAAAUUUGAAGGUGUCUUCCAGGAUGUUUUGGUGAGUCCGUCAGGCAUUGUCAGGACGGGCCCCACAAGCAAAGGAUUACCGAGUAUGCGGCAGCAUGUUACCUCGAUUCUUUGAUCUGCCA
Molecule: messenger RNA, 993 nt
Organism: Effrenium voratum
Lineage: Eukaryota; Dinophyceae; Suessiales; Symbiodiniaceae
Source: the annotation of a GenBank genome assembly